GUUGAUGAUAAAUAUCAGUACUCAAUGGACAACAGAGACGGUGGAGUUCAUGGAUGGAUAAGCUCUAAACCUGUAAUAGGAUUUUGGGUUAUCUUCCCUAGCCAUGAAUUUCAAAAUGGUGGUCCUACAAAGCAAAAUCUCACUGCCCACACUGGGCCAACCUGCCUCGCGAUGCUGCAUGGAACCCAUUAUAUUGGGGAAGAUAUAUUAGCUCAUUUUGGAGAAGGAGAGACAUGGAGGAAGGUUUUUGGACCCUUCUUUGUAUACCUCAACUCAACAGCAGAUGUAUCAGAUGCACACAGCCUAUGGUUAGAUGCAAAAAACCAGAGGCUGUUAGAAGAGGAGGCAUGGCCUUAUGAUUUUGUCUCGUCGCCUUAUUAUCUAAGCGCUAAAGAGCGCGGUUCCGUUUCAGGAAGACUUCUCGUCCAAGACAGGUAUGUUUCUGAUUCUCUAAUCCCUGCGAAAUAUGCGUAUGUUGGCUUAUCAGCAGCAACAAAAGAAGGAGCCUGGCAAACAGAAAGCAAGGGUUAUCAGUUUUGGGUGCAAACUGAUUCAACUGGAAACUUCACUAUCAAGAAUGUCAUUCCUGGCGUUUAUGGCCUUCAUGGCUGGGUUCCUGGUUUCAUUGGCGAUUACCUUGAUAAAGCACACGUUACUAUUUCAUCAGGUUCACACACAGAAGUUGGCAAUCUCACCUAUGCUCCCCCAAGAGAUGGUCCAACUAUGUGGGAUAUCGGGUUCCCUGACCGAACGGCCAAUGGCUACUAUGUUCCAGAUGUGAACCCCAUGUAUGUCAACAAGCUAUUUGUCAACAGCCCUGAAAAGUUCAGACAAUAUGGCUUGUGGGACAGAUACUCUGAUGUUGAUCCUGAAGUUGACCAAGUGUUCACUGUAGGCAUCAGUGAUCCAAAGAAAGACUGGUUCUUUGCCCAUGUCGACAG
This is a messenger RNA of Morus notabilis, 941 nucleotides long. Its product is annotated as probable rhamnogalacturonate lyase B. The transcript has 7 exons. Gene Ontology annotation, molecular function: carbohydrate binding. The annotation marks the transcript as partial. NCBI's taxonomy places the organism in Eukaryota, Viridiplantae, Streptophyta, Magnoliopsida, Rosales, Moraceae. The record is from RefSeq and is a predicted model, not a curated record.